Messenger RNA from Sphenostylis stenocarpa, 2262 nucleotides. NCBI's taxonomy places the organism in Eukaryota, Viridiplantae, Streptophyta, Magnoliopsida, Fabales, Fabaceae. The record is from the annotation of a GenBank genome assembly.
AUGGCACUAUCCUGUUUCCACUGCCACCCCCUUCCUUACACAGUAACAACCCAACGCCACACAACACCUUUCCCUUUCUCUAUCUCUCUCUCUUCCACCUUCAAAUUUUCCUCCGCGCUCUCGUCUUCCACUUCCACAACUCACCACCCUCUCCCCCCGGACUUCUCCCCCUCCCAACUCCUCGACCUCAUCCGCCGCCAGCCCGACGAAUCCUCCGCGCUCCGCCUCUUUCAAUGGGCCUCCACCCAGCCCAAUUACUCGGCCCAGCCCUCAAUCUUCCACGAGCUUCUCCGCCAACUCGCCCGAGUCGGCUCCGUCGACUCAAUGCUAUCCCUCCUCCACCAGAUGCGCUCCUCCGCCUGCCCCGUCGAUGAGUCCACCUUCCUCAUCUUCCUCGAAGCCUACGCUAACUUCGAACUUCACGGCGAAAUCAACGCCGUCAUCGACUGCAUGGAACGCGACUUCGCCCUCAAACCGGACACGCGCUUCUACAACGUCGCCCUCAACCUCCUCGUCAAAGCCAACAAGCUCAAGCUCGUAGAAACGCUGCACUCUAAGAUGGUCGCUGACGGCGUCGCGCCCGAUGUUUCCACCUUCAACGUUUUGAUUCGGGCCCUCUGCAAGGCCCACCAGCUGCGGCCCGCCAUUCUCAUGCUCGAGGACAUGCCUAACUACGACCUCAGGCCCGACGAGAAAACGUUUACCACGCUCAUGCAGGGGUUUAUCGAAGAGGGUGACGUGGACGGCGCGUUGAGGAUUAAGGAACUCAUGGUGGAGUCCGGGUGCGCGCUAACGAGUGUUUCGGUGAAUGUUUUGGUGAAUGGGCUUUGCAGAGAGGGUAGAAUUGAAGAAGCUUUGAGGUUUAUUUAUAAUGAAGAAGGGUUUUCCCCUGACCAGUUUACGUUCAAUGCUUUGGUGAGUGGGUUGUGUAGAACAGGGCAUAUCAAACAGGGAUUGGAGAUGAUGGAUUUUAUGCUUGAGAAAGGGUUUGAUUUGGAUGUUUAUACUUAUAACUCUUUGAUCUCUGGGUUGUGUAAGUUGGGUGAGAUUGAUGAGGCUGUUGAAAUUCUCAACCACAUGAUUUCGAGGGAUUGUUCACCGAAUACUGUGACUUUUAACACACUGAUUAGUACUUUGUGUAAGGAGAAUCAUGUUGAAGCGGCGACCGAGCUUGCCCGUAAUCUUACUAGCAAGGGGUUUUUGCCUGAUGUUUGUACGUUCAAUAGUUUGAUACAGGGUUUGUGUUUGACGAGUAACCGGGAGAUUGCAAUGGAGUUGUUUGAGGAGAUGAAGGAGAAAGGGUGUGAGCCGGAUGAGUUUACGUAUAGUAUAUUGAUUGAGAGUCUGGGUUCUGAAAAGAGACUAAAGGAAGCGUUGAUGCUGCUGAAAGAGAUGGAGAAAAGUGGUUGUGCUAGGAAUGUGGUGGUGUAUAAUACUUUGAUUGAUGGUUUGUGCAAGAGCAAUAGGGUUGACGAGGCAGAGGAGAUUUUUGAUCAGAUGGAGAUGAUGGGGGUGUCGAGAAGUUCGGUGACGUAUAACACCCUUAUUAAUGGCCUGUGUAUGAGCAAGCGAGUGGAAGAAGCUGCUCAGCUUAUGGAUCAGAUGAUAAUGGAAGGGUUAAAGCCUGACAAGUUCACUUAUACUUCAAUGCUUAAGUACUUCUGCCAACAAGGGGAUAUAAAGAAGGCAGCUGAUAUUGUGCAGAAUAUGACUUCGAAUGGGUGCGAACCGGAUAUUGUAACCUAUGGGACCCUUAUUAUGGGGCUUUGUAAAGCAGGGAGAGUAGAGGUUGCAAGUAAGCUCCUUAGAUCUGUUCAGAUGAAAGGUUUGGUCUUGACUCCACAUGCUUAUAACCCUGUGAUUCAAGCACUCUGCAAAAGGAAGAGAAUAAACGAAGCCAUGAGACUUUUCAGAGAAAUGAUGGAAAAAGGUAAUCCCCCGGAUGCUAUAUCAUACAAGAUUGUUUUCCGUGGCCUCUGUAAUGGUGGAGGGCCUAUACAAGAGGCUGUUGAUUUUACGAUUGAGAUGUUGGAGAAAGGAAUAUUGCCAGAUUUCCCAUCAUUUGGUUUCUUGGCUGAAGGUCUUUGUUCUUUAUCAAUGGAGGUCACCCUUGUUGAACUCAUCAAUAUGGUGAUGGAUAAAGGAGGAUUCUCACAGUCCGAAACAUCUAUUAUCAAGGGCUUUCUCAAGAUUCGGAAAUUUGACGAUGCAUUAGCCAAUCUUGGUGCUAUUUUGGAUAGGAGAAAGCCCAGAAGAUUUUAA